AUGGCAGCGGGCAUGUCGGACAACGAGAUCCAGCAUAAACGACCAGGGGGGCAUAGUGAAGGAUAUAUCCAUGAUACAUGGAAGAUGAAAAAACCUUUACGAUCUUGUGUGAGAUGCAGGAAGAAUAAGGUCAAGUGUGACUCUGCGAUACGGAGGCCUAAGCCGUGCUCUUCUUGCCUAAAGAAGGGCGUUAGCUGUGAGCUUGAAUAUGUGAUACCUCCCCAGAGGUCGAAAGAGCUUAGGAACCUUUAUGAGAAUGUUGCAUAUAUGCGUUUGAAAUUGGACGAACUGACCGAGUCCUGUGACCGACUGCUUGGUUACUGUAGGGCAGGUGUGGACGUUUAA
Eremothecium cymbalariae DBVPG#7215 is the source of this 345-nucleotide messenger RNA. Its product is annotated as Zn(II)2Cys6 transcription factor domain-containing protein. Gene Ontology annotation, molecular function: zinc ion binding; DNA-binding transcription factor activity, RNA polymerase II-specific. Bases 1 to 345 code for a protein of 114 amino acids. Gene Ontology annotation, biological process: regulation of DNA-templated transcription. The transcript has a single exon. The record is from RefSeq and is a predicted model, not a curated record. NCBI's taxonomy places the organism in Eukaryota, Fungi, Ascomycota, Saccharomycetes, Saccharomycetales, Saccharomycetaceae.